AAUUUACGUUUAGCAGGAUGAAAGGUUAUACAUCUUGAUGAUUUAGUUUAAGAUAAAGGGGAGAAGUAUGCUGUAGAAAAUUGUUAGGAAUGUAUCAAUAGAUAAAAUAGGGAAUACUAUUUGUAAUAUUCUUAAGGAAUGUUUUAGUGAUUAAAUGUGAAGUGAUAUAAUAAGAAGUGCUUUGUAUAAUGAGUGUGGAUGAUUCAGAAGAGUGAUUUG
Messenger RNA from Paramecium sonneborni, 219 nucleotides. NCBI's taxonomy places the organism in Eukaryota, Ciliophora, Oligohymenophorea, Peniculida, Parameciidae. The record is from the annotation of a GenBank genome assembly.